AGGAAGGAAGGAAGGGAAAAGGGGGGAAGAAGGAAAGAAGGGAGGAAGGAGAAAGGGAUGGAGAGAGAAUGAGAAGAAAAUCGGUAAAUUAGUACGUAGACAAUUUUGCCUAGUGAGUCAUAUUUAAUUCUAUGUUUAUAAUGCUCAUGAUUCAAAAGACAGUAAUUCUGGGUCAAGAUCCAAAGAGAGAUGAUGCUUUUGUUAAAAUUUGCUAUAAAGAAAGAGAAUAAAUGGUUACACGCAUAGUAAGGAUUGAGAAGCCCCAGAUGUCCAGAUUCCUACCAGAUUGUUCCUGCCAUAUAACACUUUAUUUAUAUUUAUUUAUACACCUUGUCACUCUGGAAUGAAGAUGUUGGUGACAGUAAAGAAAUAGAAACCCUAAGUAUUUGUCCAGUCACUCUAAGGUAAAACGUGUGCAGUUAAAAGGACAGCCAUGAAAUGAGUGUUACGUGAUCAAAUAAAUUGGGUAAAUGCUAGUGUUAACAAAGGAGAACGUGUGAGUCCUCUGUGUGAGUUUGUGUGUUAUAAACCAGCAGAAGAGAAUCUGGGAUAAGCUGUAAACAUUUUUGGCAAUGGAAUCCUUUUUUUUUUCCCUGGGCAUGGUUGAUUGCAAAACAGAGCACUAAGCCAUGUUUAAUCAAGUUUAAUUGGAUUAUCAACUUUGAACCAGAGUAGAGCCCUUCUCAGGCUCUGGGAGAGACAAUAGGCACCAUUCUUUAUUGAGCAAAGGGCUUUAUGAGGUUCUUCAGAUACGACUCCUAUGGGGAAGGAGGCAUCCAGUAGGGCUGCUCUUUUGUAAUGUAUCCAGUGCAAGGGCUCGCAAAAGAAAAGUGAAAUAUAUCAUCACACAAAAGAUAGUAAAGGAAGAGUAUGGACAAAUCACUCUAAAAUUUCAAAGGAGGGAAAAUUCAUGUCCCCUUCUACGGAAAAUAUGUAAAGUUUUUAAUGAAAGGCUAGGUAGCAGCGAUGGCCCAUCCGAGGUAUGAUGAGGAGGUGGUCAGCAUCCAGGGUUGGGAAGAAACGUUUCCAUGAAGGAGGACUGGCAUCAGCAGAGGUGUGAUUGAGGGUUGGGGGAGGGGGCUCAGCCACUAGCAGGAGAGGAAGGAGAAAGUUUGGUUUCCUGACUAUCAGUCGUAUGGGCUACCCACACGGACAGUAGUGCGGAGAAAUAACUGAUGUUGUAGAGGUGACAGCAGACCACAGAGGCUGGGAGAAGAUAAGAGAGUCUGAGACGGCAGUCAUGAAUGGAAAGAGACAGGAUUCAGUGCUCUAGGCAUCUAGAGCAAGGUGGAGGACUCUACAGGAAGAACGCCUAAGGAAAACUGAAGGCUCAUUUCACCUACCUCAUACUUUGGCUAAGGAAAGGAUCUAAUCAAAUAUAUUUGGAUCUGGGUUUUGUGUCUCCACUUGCCAAUAGAGAGAGCCAAAGAGAAUUGAGGUUCUUCUUGAAGAUGUGUGUGUUAUUCCCCAAAGAAUCUUUUAGGAAAAGCAAAUAGCCUGAGAAAUAUUUGUUCAUUAGAUGUAUUCUGGCAGCUGCCAGAAAAGUCCAGAAGGUACCAAGUACACGCACAUACGCAUAACACACUUGAUUCUUGAAACAAGUAUUCUUGUGACUUAACUCUUUUGUUUCUGCCGUUCUGAAGUACCUCUUACUUUCUCCAGUAAGCAUACUGAGAAAAAUCAGCCAAACUUAAUCCACAAAUUCUAAGACAGUGGUAGAGUCUGGCCUCAAAAAUUCAUAGAGAAACCGUUAGUUGUUUAAUCCAGUUUACAGCUAUCAAUAGGACAGAUAAUUUUUUUAACACUCUCAGGUUUAUUGCUAUAAAGAAGGUAAGUGCCCUCUAGUAUCUUGCUUCAUUCAAGAACUUGUCAUCUGCGGGUCUAACAAGCUGUAUGGCACACUCUUCUGAAAUCUAUUGCUGAUACAUUCCACAUGUAACACCGUUACCUCUAAGAAAACCCUUCCUGCUGAAUCGGAUGGGUUCACAGAGGCGUAAACAGCAAAAAAACCUCUUUUAAAAACUGCUGAUGUGUGUCUCCUUUGUCCCCUCAUGCUCGAGAGGUUUUCCUCUUUCUCCAGAUAGAAAACUAUACGUCUGUGGUGAGAAGUAGGGUUUGCCUAAGGCAGAGUGGCUUGUACAGGAGCAAGCGUAUUGCCCUUAAAGUCAGCAUCACUUUUUGGCUAAAGACACUGUCCACAGCCUCACGCCCACCUUGGCUCUCUGAAUAGCACAUGGGUUCACUUAGGACAACACGUCAUCCAAACCCAGCAGCCAUGUUCCCUUUGCUUCCAAAUGUACUUUGCAAACAGCAGGGCACAUCACAGGCAUGCAUACAGCCAGGAGCAGAGUCAAAGAGACCUCACAUAGUGGAGGCAGUGGUUGGGUCACGGAAGAAAUGUAGCAAACUAUAAAGCACAUACUUUCUUACCAUUUCCCUACUGGAGCCAAAGCGGACAACCUAAACAUGGUUAAGUUUCAUGUAAGCCUGAGACUCUGGGAGUCAAAACAUGAGAAGAAACAAGAUCCUGCGUAUCGCAUGUGAGGCUCUGUAGGCAGAACCAAGUCAACUGGGUCAGCUCAGCAAUUUUCAGAGAGAAAUAUUAAGUAACAUCUCCCUGCAGGGGACUUUUUUCGUGUGCUCCAAAUCAUGGACUGUGACCCUGAAAUUCUGGCAGCCCGUCUCCAAAGAGUAGUUCCUCUUAAACUGUUAUUUCUGACUCUGUGUGGAAAGACAUCAAUUGCUCUCCAUACCCAAAGUUGGCAUCCUAACCGCUUUAAUGAGGGUAGAUCCAUUUGUUGCAGUCAAGCACCCUAAAUGAGUGUGUGUGUGUGUGUGUGUGUGGUACAAAAGGUUUGGCAGAGGGCUACACUCUUCCUGUGUGUUCAUGUGUCAUUUUCAGAGUGGUUUCUGAGCACGGCCCGGAGCCCUGGUUUCAGAUACCCGUCAGCAACCUCAGGGUCAUUAAUAAUGGAUGGCUCUCCCAGGAGCAGCCCUUGCCUACCUUUGUUUUCCACCACAGCUGAAGAGAGACAUGGAUCUCUCGGUUUUGCCAAAUAACAACCAUCCUGACAAAUUCCUGCAGCUUGAUGUGAAGUCUUUAAGGAGGAACUCAGCCCUUCUUCAGGCCAGCCUGGGGAGGUUUCCAGGAGGAAAUUACCCUGCUGCCCAGCACUGGCAAAACCUCGUCUACUCCCAGAGGGAGAAGAAGACUCUCACUGCUCAACGAGGGAGGGGAUGCAGCGCCGAGGGUUCCGUGGCCACAGAGAGGCCCCCACCAUCCCUGUCAUCAGUUCUGAAGAAUAACCCACUGUACGGUGAUGUCAGCUUGGAGGAAGCUAUGGAAGAAAGAAAAAAGAAUCCUUCCUGGACCGUGGAGGAGUAUGACAAGCAUUCUCUGCAUGCAAACCUCUCUGGGCAUCUGAAGGAAAACCCUCAUGACCUACGGUUUUGGUUGGGAGACAUGUACACACCAGGUUUUGACACCUUAUUGAAAAAGGAAGAGGAACAAGAGAAGCAUUCAAAAUACCGUCGCAUAGGUCUGAUUUUGCUCCUUGCUGCCUGCAUCUUGGUUUCCAUAGUGACUGUUAGCGCUUUAUUCACAUAAAGAAACUACCAUAGACACAGCCACUUUAAAUUUCUUUAAAAUAUUUCUCAAUAAACGUUUUCAGAAAAACA
Molecule: messenger RNA, 3678 nt
Organism: Sus scrofa (pig)
Lineage: Eukaryota; Metazoa; Chordata; Mammalia; Artiodactyla; Suidae
Gene: MINAR2
Product: membrane integral NOTCH2 associated receptor 2
Source: RefSeq, a predicted model, not a curated record